AUGGACAUGACUCUAUUGACCCAAACCAACCACCUGAAGAGCCUCAUCUCUUCUAAAAUUCAGCCAAGAUAUUUCUCUACGUCACUCUCAAGGUGGCAGAGCGAGACAUUGGACCGAACACGCAACAUCGGGAUCAUCGCCCACAUCGAUGCCGGCAAGACAACGACCACCGAGCGCAUGCUGUUCUACAGCGGCUUCACUCGGCGAAUUGGUGAUGUGGAUGAAGGCUCGACGGUAACUGAUUUCCUGCCUGCGGAACGUGCACGUGGUAUCACUAUUCAGUCGGCUGCCAUCACAUUCCAUUGGCCUCCUGGAGAUGGAAAUGGGGCAUCAUCAAGCCCGCAAGAUCAGUCUCUGCCACGCUCAGCCCACUCACAUACGAUCAAUCUCAUUGACACGCCUGGACAUGCCGAUUUUACAUUCGAGGUCAUGCGGUCCCUGCGUAUCCUGGACGGUGCGGUCUGCAUCUUGGAUGGUGUAGCUGGUGUUGAGGCCCAGACGGAGCAAGUGUGGCAUCAAGCAAGUACGUAUAAGAUUCCACGAGUUAUCUAUGUGAACAAGCUUGACCGCGACGGUGCUGCCUUUGGCCGUACGGUGCGCGAGGUCAGCUCCCGCUUGUCUGUAUACCCAGCGGUAUGCCAUAUUCCCUGGUUCGAAGGCGGCAAUGGGGCUUUUGUUGGCAUUGCAGACGCAGUCAAUCUUCAGGGACUGCGGUGGAAGGAAGGGGAGGAUGGCCGGGCCGUUAAAAUGAUGAAUCUCCAGCAAUUGGAUGCUGAGGAGCCGGCUCUGGCAGAGGAGCUUCGUCGGGCGCGGGUUGCAUUGGUCGAACUGCUGAGUGAGCAGGAUGAGACUAUUGUGGAAAAAUUCUUUGAAUGUGAUGAAGACCACAUGGCGAUCGAGCCGAUGCACCUCGUCGACAGUCUCCGGCGGUGCGUACUUGACCAGACGAGUCGAAUCGUGCCUCUCUUCGCUGGUGCCAGUUUUCGCAACAUGGGUGUCCAGCCUUUGCUAGACGCCGUGGUGAAUCUUCUCCCCAGUCCACCCGAGGCACCCGAUCCCGAGGUCAGCAUCGGCGGUGUUAAAGGAGGACUACGCCGGUUGCUCUCCGGAGACUUGAUCGUGGAACAGGACGAACAAGCAUCUGCUCCAUCAAAGGGCAAGAAAAAGAAGAAGGCAGUGACACACGCUGAUCCAAAAGAUGCCAUCGGCAAGUUGCAAAGCUGUGCACUGGCAUUCAAGGUGGUCAAUGACCCCAAGCGCGGCGUGUUGGUCUAUGUACGAGUGUACUCUGGCUCGCUGGAUCGCAACAGCCUGCUUUUCAACACAAAUCUACAUCUCUCUGAGCGCGCACCUCGACUACUGAAGAUGUAUGCUAAUGACGCAGUUGAAGUGGACUCAAUUUCUGCGGGUCACAUCGGCGUGGUGGUUGGACUCAAGCACGCUCGAACUGGCGAUACCCUUGUAUCCUAUGCAGGCAACAAAGCCACGCCCCCAGAGCCACUCACCAGCCUUCAGCUACGUCCAAUCGAUGUUCCCCCUCCGGUCUUCUUUACUAGUGUUGAGCCGCACAGCCUGGGCGAGGAAAAACGCAUGCAGGAAUCCCUAGCUCUGCUUCUCCGUGAGGACCCCAGUCUGCACGUCAGCGUGGAUGAAGAGUCAGGCCAGACUCUUUUGAGUGGAAUGGGCGAGCUUCAUCUUGAGAUCGCACGGGAUCGUUUGAUCAAUGAUAUGAAGGCGAAGGCCUCUAUGGGACGGAUUGAAAUUGGAUACCGAGAGUCUGGACUCGGCGCAUCUGCCAUCAUCACGAAGAUCUUUGACAAGGAAGUGGCGGGUCGCCGUGGCAAGGCAGGAUGCACUGCUAUCGUUGAACCUUUCAACAGAGAGGAUGCCUCUGAAGUUGCGGACGAAGACACUCUUCUGGCCGAGACGCUCGAAGGUAAUCAGAUUGUAAUCCGUGCUCCAGGUCUGCAGACAAUGGACGAGGAGACCAGCCCGCUUCUCCCACCAGGUAUGGACACCGCUGCUCUUCGCACAGCCCUACAGAAUGGGGCGUUGGCAGCCCUUGCUCGCGGACCCCAGUUUACCUUUCCAAUGCACAACACCCGAGUUACUCUCACUGUCAACGCGACGGAGCACCUCUUUGGCAGUGACUCUACCACAUCUGCACUUUCUGCUGCUGCCCGUCAAGCAACAUCUGCCGCUCUUCGGGAUCUCCUCGUCGGGCCGGGGACAGUGGUGAUGGAACCAGUCAUGAACGUCAUCAUCAGCGUCGACGAGGCUAGUCUUGGCUCGGUCGUUCAUGAUAUUUCAUCUUCCAGAGGUGGACACAUUCUCUCACUGGAUGAGGAAAUUCCAGUCUCCGCGACUGACGCCUCUGAAUCUCCAGAAGACGCCUUCCCUCCUAUUGAUCCUAAGCGGGUGUAUGCCCCCACUGACCCCUUUGCCAGUGCGUCUGUUGGUACAGAGCUAUCUGCUUCUGCUUCUCGUCAGCGCACAAUUACUGCCAAGGUGCCUCUCAAGGAGAUGGUAGGCUACCUCAAGCACCUGCGCAGUCUGACUGCUGGCCGCGGCACAUUCGUGAUGAGCGUCGACCGCUUUGAGAACAUGUCUGCUCCGAGACAAAAGGCUGUUCUUGCCGAGCUAAGAGGGGGCUUCUAA
Penicillium atrosanguineum is the source of this 2658-nucleotide messenger RNA. RefSeq names its product mitochondrial elongation factor MEF2. The record is from RefSeq and is a predicted model, not a curated record. Gene Ontology annotation, molecular function: GTPase activity; GTP binding. Gene Ontology annotation, biological process: ribosome disassembly; mitochondrial translation. The transcript has 2 exons. The coding region runs from base 1 to 2658 and encodes 885 amino acids. NCBI's taxonomy places the organism in Eukaryota, Fungi, Ascomycota, Eurotiomycetes, Eurotiales, Aspergillaceae. Gene Ontology annotation, cellular component: mitochondrion.